GCCAUCUCCACUCCAGAGACCAUCGGACUGAUCUCCGGGCAUUCUGUUAAACGUGCCGCACGUGCUUCGUCUUCUGUCGAUAACCACUCCUUCCGCACCUCAUUUGGCAAGAUAUAAUGUACAGCAUGCGCGUCCUCCUGUUGUUGGCCUUCAGCGCCGGAUUAUCAUUGAGUCAGGAGUACUUCCGGGAGCCGGAGAAGGUGAUUUCCGCAGAGCACAACCUUGGUGACAAUAAAGGGCACUAUUCGUUCAACUACGAGACGGAGGGUGGAAUCCUGCAGAAGGAAGUCGGGAGCCGGAAAUACGCCGGAACAUCGGACGAGACCCAACUGAUCCAGGGCUCUGUGCAAUACAACGCACCCGACGGUACUCCGAUUUCAUUGAGCUGGACAGCCGACGAAUUUGGCACCCAAGUCGCCGGGGCUCAUCUUCCCACGCCACCCCCGAUUCCCAUCGCCAUACAAAGGGCGCUUGAGUGGAUCGCCAAGCAGCCGUCAACGACGGAAGUUCCGGAAGAAGAAGAACCCACCAAACCACCCCCAAGACUCAGGCCGGAAACGACACUGUUCAAUCAACAGACGCGAAACCAGCAACCUAAGAAAUACUAACGAUUGACUGUAAUAAAAACUACUUUUUCAAA
Messenger RNA from Neodiprion virginianus, 640 nucleotides. RefSeq names its product endocuticle structural glycoprotein SgAbd-4-like (gene CPR17). Gene Ontology annotation, cellular component: chitin-based extracellular matrix. The transcript is spliced from 2 exons. The coding region runs from base 117 to 608 and encodes 163 amino acids. Lineage: Eukaryota; Metazoa; Arthropoda; Insecta; Hymenoptera; Diprionidae. The record is from RefSeq and is a predicted model, not a curated record. Gene Ontology annotation, molecular function: structural constituent of chitin-based larval cuticle.